AUGCGGGACGACGUGGGGGCGGUGGCGACGGCGUUGGACCUGAGCCGGCAGACGAUACGGACGAUCAAGCAGAACCUGUUCGGUGCGUUCUUCUACAACCUGCUGCUGAUUCCGGUGGCGGCGGGAGUGCUGUACCCUGUGUUCCAUGCCGUGGGCGGGGUGCCGGUCUCGCUGGAGUUCUUCUUCGGGCAGCAGGGAUUCCUGAACCCGGUACUGGCGGCGCUGGCGAUGGCUUUCAGCUCGGUUACGGUAGUCAGCAACUCACUGCGGUUGCGCGGGGCUGCCAUCCAGUCCUAUACUAGGGCAUAG
This is a messenger RNA of Geodia barretti, 309 nucleotides long. NCBI's taxonomy places the organism in Eukaryota, Metazoa, Porifera, Demospongiae, Tetractinellida, Geodiidae. The record is from the annotation of a GenBank genome assembly.